AUGUCGGAUAAUUUCGAUCAAAGAGAAGGAACUCAUAAAAAAAUUCAUCGAUUAUUAGAAGCAUUUGUUUAUGAUUAUCUUCGUAAAUCUGGAGCUCAUGAAGCAGCUAAAAAUUAUUAUAAAGAAGCUAG
Molecule: messenger RNA, 131 nt
Organism: Dentiscutata heterogama
Lineage: Eukaryota; Fungi; Glomeromycota; Glomeromycetes; Diversisporales; Gigasporaceae
Source: the annotation of a GenBank genome assembly